Molecule: messenger RNA, 7905 nt
Organism: Talpa occidentalis (Iberian mole)
Lineage: Eukaryota; Metazoa; Chordata; Mammalia; Eulipotyphla; Talpidae
Product: CASP8-associated protein 2-like
Exons: 10
Coding region: 112-6093 (1993 amino acids)
Biological process (GO): extrinsic apoptotic signaling pathway via death domain receptors; Fas signaling pathway
Cellular component (GO): mitochondrion; PML body
Molecular function (GO): transcription corepressor activity
Source: RefSeq, a predicted model, not a curated record
UUGCGCUCUGGCAUUGGUGGAGAUGCGAGGGAGCCAUCGGUGUCCAUAAAGGAGCCCGGGUUCUGUGGGGCCAGGCUGGGCGGAUGGCAACUAUCAAAAGGAAGUAGGAUCAUGGCAGCAGAUGAUGACAAUGGUGAUGGAACAAAUUUAUUUGAUGUCUUUUCCGCUUCUCCUCUUAAAAGUAAUGAUGAAGGUUCAUUGGACAUAUAUGCUGGGUUGGACAAUGUUGUUUCUGACAGUGCUUCCAAAUCCUGUGUCCCAUUUAGAAAUUGUUUGGAUUUAUAUGAAGAAAUCCUGACUGAAGAAGGAACUGCAAAAGAGGCAACAUAUAAUGAUUUACAGGUAGAAUAUGGAAAAUGUCAGCUGCAAAUGAAAGAGUUGAUGAAAAAGUUUAAGGAAAUACAGACACAGAAUUUCAGCUUAAAAAAUGAAAACCAGUCUCUUAAGAAGAAUAUUUCAGCACUUAUCAAAACUGCCAGAGUGGAAAUAAACCGCAAGGAUGAAGAAAUAAAUAAUCUUCACCAAAGAUUGUCGGAGUUUCCACAUUUUCGAAAUAAUCAUAAGAUUGCGAGGACAUCAGACAUAGUUAAAACAAAAGAUUUUAAAUCCAGAUCUUCUCCCCAUUUGGAUGAUUGUUCAAAGACUGAUCACAGAGUGAAAAGUGAUGUUUCUAAAGAUGUACAUCAUAGCACUUCACCGCCAAAACUCGAAAAGGAAGGAAAAUCACAUUCUGAAAAAAAGAGCACUUCCCAUUUGCCUACAUCUAGUGAAAAACACUGUGCCAAUGGCAUUUGGUCACGUUCCCAUUAUCAGAUUGGUGAAGGUAGUUCAAAUGAGGAUAAUAGAAGAGGGAGAAUAGAUAUUAGACAUAGCCAGUGUAGUAGAGGAACUGAUAGACUACGAAAAGAGUUCAAUACUGCUUGUGAUGGUGAACCAAGGAACACAGAGGCUAGUCAGAGGCUACAAGGACGUCCUGAGAAAUAUGGUAAAGGUGAACCAAAGACUGAAAAAAAUUCGAAGUUUAAAAGUAACUCAGAUUUGGAUUAUAAAAAUGAACACAUGAACACUUCUUGGGAAAAAGAGGCCUCUAGAGAAAGGUCAUAUGCUCGAGUAGACUCUCAAAAUGACAAAAAACUGGAAAGACAAAGUGAAAGAUCACAAAGUACAAAUAGAAAAGAACUAAAAUCACAAGACAGAGAAGAAAGAAAAGCUGAUCAAAAACCUAAAUCAGUAGUAAAAGAUCAGGAUCAUUGGAGAAGAUCUGAGCGAGCAUUGUUUCCUCAUUCCAAGAAUGAAAUAAAAUCUCAGAAUUCCAAUAAAUACCAUUUAGAAGAGAGAAGAGGAAGAGAAGAUUGCAAAAGAGACAGGGGUGUGAGUAGUCAUAGUUUUUCAGAAGGAAGAUAUCCUUCUUGUCUUUCAACCAGUAGAACUCACAAACACAUUGACUCUAAGGAAAUAGAGGGGAAAAGGGAAAAUGUAACUUUAAAAGCAGAAAGACAUAGAACUGAAGAUAAGAGGAAAAGAGAACGAGAAAGCAAAGAAGAAAAUAGACAUAUGAGAUACGAAAAAAAAACACCUGCGGAACAUUUGCAGAAGACUAACAAAGAAGUUAAGAAAACAACUACUGAUUUAAAGAGACAGAAUGGGCCAAAAGAUGAUAAAAGUGAAAUUUCUAAUAAUAUUGCUUCUGAAGGGACAGCUAAUAAAGAGCUUGCAAAUAAAGGUGAGAGUGGUCCAAAUGAAACAAAAAACAAAGAUUUAAAAUUGAGUUUUAUGGAGAAACUGAACUUAACUCUUUCUCCUGCUAAAAAGCAACCUGUUUCUCAGGAUAAUCAGCAUAAAGUAACCAAUACUCCCAAAUCCAAUGACAUAUGUGAUUUGGACUCAGUGCAAACUAAAACAGUGACAUGUGUUCCCUCUGUCAAUGAACAUAUCACAGAGGAGACCAAGCCAAAGUUACUGGAACCAGAGGCUCUUGCAGCAAUAUCUGAACCCAGGACUUGUAUUCCAGAAAGGAAAACAGAAGAACAUGGUUUGAUAAUUAAAUCUGCUGAUAAUGCUAUAAAUUGUGAUAUGCCUAUUUGUGGUACAGAAACUUCUUUCUCAGCACCUGUGGAAGUGGAACAAAACAAGUCUUUGUUUCCAUCAAUAGAAAUGGAACAAACUAUUAAUGGUGCAAGCACAACAAUUCCCAUGGUAAUGGACAUAUUACAAACAAAUCUUUCUCAAAAUUUUGGGUUGGAAUUGGAUACCAAAAGAACUGAUGGUUUAAAUUCUUGUAGUAUUUCUGAAGAUAUAGAAAUGAAGGAAACUCUUUCUACAGAAGUGGCCAAAUCCAAUGAAAGCAUUUUGCAGCCUUCCAUUGAAGAAGCUGGCAUUUUGCCAGUAGUUCCUUCAGAAGAUGGUAACCCCAAAUUUGAGCCUGCUCUUGUAGAUACACAACUGGUUGAGAGUAAAUCUUGUCAUUUGGAGCCUUGUUUACCUAAAGAGACUCUAGAAUCAAUUCAGCAGACUGUGUUAAUGGACCAUAGAAUGGAAAUUGGUGAAACAAACUCAGUGUAUCAUGAUGAUGAGAACUCAGUACUGAGCAUUGACUUUAAUCACUUGAGACCUAUCCCAGAAGCCAUUAGUCCUCUGAAUAGUCCGGUGAGACCAGCAGCAAAACUUCCUAGGUUGGAAAGCCCCUCUCGAGUUCCAUUAUUUAACAGUCAUAAAGAUGUAUUUCCACAAAAUUCAACUCAGUCUACCUCUAAGAGCCAGUCUGAUCUCAAUAAAGAAAAUCAAAAGCCAACCCAAAAACCUGACAAAUGUAUAGAAGCAGAUUCCUGUAAGAAUCCAUCAUUAGAUGAAUUGGAAGAAGGGGAAAUACUAAGUGAUAGUGAAAAUUCUAAACCACAGAAACAUUUUGGAAAAAGUGCCAAACCGAGAGUAUCUACUAAAAUUCAGAGCACAAAAACUAGCCCAGGAAGUAGGAAAAGUACUGUGUAUUUGGAGAAAGACAAUAGGAAAACAUCUACAAAAAUCCAUCAGACCAAAAGCAAGUGGAAUAAAAGACGAAGUGGCUCAAGUAGAUCUUCAAACACAGAGAAGAAAGAGAAGAUAAUGAGUACUUCUAGCCUUGAAAAAAUAGUUCCAAUUAUUGCUGUACCCGCUUCUGUACCAGAAGUUCUGCACAUGCUACGAGUGAUAAGAAAACAUGUAAGGAAAAAUUAUAUGAAAUUCAAGGUAAAAUUUUCAUUGAUACAAUUUCAUAGAAUUAUUGAGUCAGCAAUUUUGAAUUUUACAUCACUAAUUAAACACCUUGAUUUAUCCAAAAUAUCUAAGUCAGCAGCAGCUUUACAGAAGAAUCUCUGUGAUGUUAUAGAAUCCAAGCUUAAGCAAGUUAAAAAGAAUGGCAUAGUGGAUCGUCUAUUUGAACAGCAACUACCAGAUAUGAAAAAGAAGUUGUGGAAAUUUGUAGAUGAACAACUUGAUUACUUGUUUGCAAAGCUUAAGAAAAUCUUACUAAAGUUUUGUGAGUCCGUGAACUUUGUCAGUGACAGUGAUGAAGGAAAAGUUGAAAAGAUAAAUAAAGAGAAAGCACCACAUUCCAAAUAUCAGAAGGGGAAUGUGAACAACUCCAAAAAAGAAAUGCUGAAAGAGAAAUCCCCAAAAUUAGAAGAUUCUGCUUAUUCUAAGUCUUUAUUGGGAAGUAAAAAAUCUGAAGAAAAACAUCAAGACCAAAGUAACUCUGGUAUUAACACAGUAAAGCAUGACACUAAAAAAUGUUUGUUAUUGGGAAGUAAAAAAUCUGAAGAAAAACAUCAAGACCAAAGUAACUCCGGUAUUCACACAAUAAAGCAUGACACUAAAAAAAAUUUUAACACUUGCUUUGAUAAUAUUAAGAACUCUCAUUCUAAUGGGCACUCCUUAGAACUGAACUGUUCAAGCAUGCCAAAGCCAGAAAAAAAUGAAGGCAACACCAUAGAGGAUGCACAGACUUCCCAGCAUGUAGCUCUGAAGCCAGAACGCAGUUUUGAGAUUCUUACUGAACAACAAGCAUCUAGCCUUACUUUUAAUUUAGUGAGUGAUGCACAAAUGGGUGAAAUAUUUAAAAGUUUGUUGCAAGGUUCUGAUCUUUUGGACAACAGUGUUAACUGUAAUGAAAAAAAUGAGUGGGAAUUAAAGACUCCGGAAAAACAGCUGCUGGAGACCCUGAAGUGUGAAUCUUUGCCGACUUGUACAACAGAAGAGCUAGUUUCGGGGGUAGUUUCUCCAUGUCCUAAAAUGAUUAGUGAUGAUAAUUGGUCACUAUUAUCAUCUGAGAAAGGUCCGUCUCUGUCUUCAGGACUUUCUUUGCCUGUUCAUCCUGAUGUGUUGGAUGAGAGCUGUAUGUUUGAAGUGGCCUCUAACAUAGCUUUAAGUAAAGAUAAUGUAUGUAGCUCAGAAAAGAGCAAGCCCUGUAUUUCUUCCAUACUUCUUGAAGAUCUAGCAGUCUCUUUAACAGUACCAUCACCUCUGAAGUCAGAUGGUCAUCUCAGUUUCUUAAAGCCUGAAGUUUUGUCCAGUUCAACUCCUGAAGAAGUUAUUAGUGCUCAUUUUAGUGAAGAUGCCUUACUGGAAGAAGAGGAUGCAUCUGAGCAAGAUAUUCAUUUAGCUUUGGAGUCUGAUAAUUCAAGUAGUAAAUCAAGUUGCUCUUCAUCAUGGACAAGCCGGUCUGUUAUUACUCCAGGUUUUCAGUACCACCCUAAUCUACCUAUGCAUGCUGUCAUAAUGGAAAAGUCCAAUGAUCAUUUCAUUGUGAAAAUACGGCGUGCACCACCAUCUACCUCCCCCACUCUUAAACAGAAUAUGGUGACUGAUGAGUCAUUGGCAUCUUUGCCCGGAGUGGGAAAGGAAGCUGAUGAAGCAGCAGAGAAAGAAUACAUUUCAUGUCAGACCAGAGUUUGUAAAUCUAUGGAGGAACUGAAAAAUAGCAACAAUAAUGUUGAUAGUAAGUCUGCUCAUGGAGAACAGGACUGUAUGAUAUCAACACAGGUUCCUGAUAUAUAUGAAUUUCUUAAAGAUGCUUCAGGUAAAGCAGAUCAUAGUAAUGAAGUGACUGAUGAGUGUUUCAAGUUGCAUCAAGUAUGGGAAACAAAAGUACCUGGAAACAUUGAAGAAGUACCUUCAAUGGAAGAAAUUCCAAAUUCUGUUGAGGAUCAUCUUCCAAACACAUACAUAGACCUCACUAAAGAUACAGUCACUGAGACCAAAAACAUAGGGGACUUCAUAGAAGUAACAGUUUUAAGUAUUGAUCAAUUGGGAUGUUCUGGAGACAAUUUGAAUCAAAAUGCUCAAAUACUAGAUAGUAUGCAAUCUGAUGCUGUAGAUGCCUUUAUUGAUUUGACACAAGAUGUUUCAAGUGAGAGUAAAAAUGAAGGCAACUGUCCUCUAGCUAUUGAAGGAUUGGGGUGUCAGGUGAUAUGUGUAGAUGAAGAUAACUGUAAGGAAGAAAAGAUGAAAGUGACAAAUAAGACUUUGGAAUGCAUUGUUAGGGAAUCCUAUAUUGAUUUAACCUCAGAAUCUCCCAGUUCUUGUGAAAUUAAAAAGAGUGAUUUAAAAUCAGAGCCAGCAUCACAUUCUGAUAGCACAGAGUUGCCUGGAGUUUUGGAUAAUCCUCACAAAAAGAGAAAAAACCUUUCUGAUAUAAAUCAUUCUCAGAAAAAACAAAGAAAGGAAACAAACUUAACCACUAAGGAAAAGACCAAGAAAAUCACCCAUGUUUCUGGUGAGAAUGGUGAAGUUCACCGAAGGAAAACAAGUAAGAAAAAAGCCUAUACAGUGACUAAAGAUCCCUCCUCAUCAAAGGCAAGCUCAGUCGCUAAGGAUCCAUCAGCAACACCUGCCACUUCUACAAGCCUGUCUGCAAAGAAUGUUGUUAAAAAGAAAGGAGAAAUUGUAGUUUCAUGGACAAGAAAUGAUGACCGGGAAAUUCUAUUGGAGUGUCAGAAAAGAGCACCAUCAUCGAAAACAUUUUCUUAUUUAGCUGCCAAGUUGAAUAAAAAGCCGUAUCAGGUCUCAGAAAGAUUCCAGCAACUAAAGGAGCUCUUUGAAAAGUCAAAAUGCAGGUAGUUAAUGGUUAUACUACAGGAGAUGAGUAAAGACUGUUAAAUGUGUGACACUGUAACUGCAGUUAAUAAUCAGGUAGCCACUGAAGAUGUAAGUAACGGGUGAGACAUCCAGUUGAGUUCCUGCUUCAGUCACAGAUUGGAGCACUGUGGCUUGUUCAGCCUGCUAAGUUCACCUCGUCCACAGGGAUAUGCUCAGAGUGAAGCCUACUACAGUUCGGAUCAGCUUGGAUCUCUCCUUAGCCUUCUGAUUACUGAUGAGUCUAGGGUGGAGGGGAAUCCAUUUGAUGAUUAACAAUAAGUUUUUCAUAGGUGAAGAAAAAGAUUCUUGAAUAGUGUAUUUCAUAGCAAAUGAAGUCUAUGCAGUCAUUGUAAUUUAGUAUUCACAUUUUUAAUUAGGAGUGCUGAAAUACUUGAAAAUACAAAACAUACAUUCAUAAACCUGAAAUCCAUUGUCAUCUGAAUAGAUGACAUGAUUUACCGUAUUAAAUUUUUGAUAACGUUCAUUAGACUUGUUUCCUUAGCCUCUUUAGGCCACAUUUGCACAGGUUUGUUAAGACAACAAUUAAGGCAGUAAUACUUAUCAAUAGGUUUUUUUGUUUUGUUUUGUUUUGUUUUGUUUUUUUCUGUAAGACUGAAUUUAAAUAUUUGGGAUUUUUGUGUAAGGAAAAUGAUAAAGAUGUUUAACCUAUCACCAUUUUUCAAUUGAUUAGUCAUUAUUUUCAGAACAUUUUUAAUGAAAUUAGUAUUAAAUCUGAAUAGAAAUCAGAUUUGGACAUAGAUAUCAUUGAGAAAAGGUUCUAAAUGUUUUUGAGUUAUAAAUUUGUUUCUAGACCCAUUGAAAAAUUCUCUUUAGAUAAUCUAUUGACUUCAGUAUACUUUUAAAGAAUUGGUUUGCUAAUGGGAUCUUCAAAAGAUAAUUGGUAGUUUACUGUGAAGUUAAAAAUUUUAUAUAAUUCAAAAUGUAACUUGAAUAAUGGAGAAUUUGAAGAAAAAGCUUAUUCUAAAGAAUCUCUAAAAAAAAACUUCAAGCAAAAUGACCUGGUUAUAUAAAUUUCAUUCUCUUAUGAAGAUAAUAUGUAGUCACAAAAGAAUCAAAAUUGGAUCUGUAGAUGAUGCUGAUUAGUUUAAUAGUUCUAAAUUCCAUUACAAAUUAAUUUUUUUCAUUUUUUCCUAAAUUUUUUUAAUGGUUCUGAUAUUUGAGAUUUUAUUUGCUUGCAUGACAGCAUAAAUAAUGGGUAUUUCAUUCCUGGCUUGUCUCUUAACUGGUAUUUUCCCCUCCAAGUACUAUAGUCUGAUGAAAUUAUCAGGGUAUAAUGAUAAAGUUGCCAAACUGAUUCUGUAUAAAGUUAAUCCUUUAAUAUCAAUUUUAUCAAAGUAGAACUCAUUUUAAAGAAUAGUUUAUGAACAUAAAAUGGGAUCAUAACUUUAGCAUUUUCUUACAUUACAGAUGAGUUGCUGAAUUACUUGAAGUCUUAAUUGAUAUCGUAUAUGACACAGAAGCUUGGACUUCCUCAUGUUUUAAAUGGGGAAGUAGAGGGCAGCUUUAUGACAUAUUUGAUUACCAAAUAAUAACCUACAAUUGUUACUAUUUGCUGACUCUUUAAUCUCAAGUCAGCAUGUUCAGCAUAUCAAUCUGAUCAAUAUAUUUAUUUUUAAACAGGUUAGAAUUUGUUAGAUAAAAACAACAAUAUAGUACCGAACCCUUAGUUUUGUAUUUCAAAGAAAUUACUUUCUUUUCUACAUUUUUAAAAACAGUUUUGUAACAUUAAACUUAACAAAUACUUGGUUUCACCCAUUUUUAUUUGUUUUUCUA